AAGAGACGGAUCCUGCCGAUUGGAUAUUGAUUCAACCCACACUGUCCUUCGAAAAGUUGAUAGACACCUCUACUGUUGACUCACCGAAGUCAUAUGUAUCCUCAUUUGGACUUGCUAUGGACCAGCAGCACGAUUUAUUCAGUUCCUCGCCCAAUAGCCACACAGCUCACAACAACUCUGGCGAUACCAUGGCAACCUCCCUUUCUGGAAUGACCAUCAAUGAUCAUCACCAUGGAAACCAAUUCCAUAAGGAGAAUGGAAUUGCGGUGGGGCUCGUGAGACCAGGGGACUGUCCAAUGAAAGCGCGUGGCUUAUAUUUCCCUAGUUUACAGCCUUCACUAGUGCACACUUUCUCCCCUUUUGCUCUUCCUGUAAUGCCACACACAAGGAGGAAACACUACUCAGAGCAUCUGCCACCAAUAAAUGGCAGAUACUGCAAUGGCACAGCAGAGACUGGAGGAACAGCACCUGCAGCUCAGUCCAAGACCAAUGGUGAUGCUGAGAAGAGGGCUCCUAGUAGCAGUAGACCUCAUGCUGCCGGUACAAAGAUUCCUGCCAUGACUUCGGCUGCCAAAAAUGGAAAAGACUCUCCUAAGACCCCGGAGACCAGCGGGCACAGCAGCCCCGGAACUCCCAAAUCCCCUGCCAGCAAGGCUGCGGGUGGCAAGCCUCCAAUCACAGGAAAUGAAAUCAAGAAGGUCGCAGUGAUUCGCUCGACCCCUAAAUCUCCGAAGAACCGCUCACCCACAUCACUGUCGGCCGCUGCCCCCCUCCCUGAUCUGAAGAACAUACGAUCCAAAGUCGGCUCCACUGACAACUUGAGGCACCAGCCUGGAGGCGGCCGGGUACAAAUUCUUGAUCAGAAGGUGGAUUUCAGUAAUAUUCAGUCCAAGUGUGGCUCCAAAGGCAACCUCAGGCAUGUGCCAGGAGGUGGAAAUGUAAAAAUUCUCGAUCAGAAGGUGGACUUCAGUAAUGUCCAGUCAAAUUGUGGCUCCAAAGACAAUUUGAAACAUGUACCGGGAGGUGGCAGUGUUCAAAUUCUCGAUCAGAAGUUGGACUUAAGUAGCGUGCAGUCUAGAUGUGGUUCCAAAGAUAAUAUCAAACAUUUACCUGGAGGUGGAAAAGUCCAAAUCCUCCACAAAAAGAUUGAUCUGACCAAUGUGCAGGCAAAGUGCGGAUCGAAAGACAACAUCCGCCACAAACCAGGUGGAGGAAACAUUGAGAUCAGGUCUGAGAAGGUUGAAUUCAAGGCUCAGUCAAAGGUGGGAUCUAUGGAAAACAUCAAACACACACCUGGAGGAGGCAGCAGGAGGAUUGAGUCGCACAAACUGAUGUUCCGUGAGCAGGCCAAAGCGCGAACCGACCAUGGCGCAGAAAUCGUGUCUCUAGAGGAGUCGCCACACGGCCUGAGCACCGUCUCCUCUUCUGGCAGCAUCAACAUGGCAGGCCCGCCCCAGCUUUCCACCCUCGCUGACCAGGUGUCUGCAUCGCUGGCCAAGCAGGGCUUGUGAUUGGACCAUACCGCCACCAAACCACGCCCCCACAACCCCAUCCCUUCCCAUUCUCUUCCGCAUACCUGAUGGUAUUCUAACCUCUCUCUGAAAGUCAUUUUGUGGCCCAGAAAACAACGCCAAGUAACUUUUGGCAGUCACUGUUCGAUUUUGUAAUACUUAAGAUUUGUUAUAGGCCAAUGAAGCUGUUUGAACUGUGAAUUAUGUAUGAAUUUGCCUCAUCCUUCACUUUAAGGCAGUGCCCACGGUGGAAAUUUUUAAUUUUAGCAAUUGGAAAUUUCCUCCGACCGACCUCCCUUGACUAUAUUUAGUAGCACAAAAUUACAUUCAUGUAUUUGUAUGGCUUUGUUGACCAUUAUAUAUUUCCUUAUGCAUGCCAUUUUUUGGUUACUACUGGAUUUAGGCCAGUUCAUACAGAACCCAUUUUUACUUUCAGAGAGGAUUGUUCUCAUUUUUAAAUCAGGCUAAAAUUAGAUUGAGAUUAUGAAUAAACCGCUUAGCAGUGCUUAAAAUGAAAAUUAGAGCAUCGUAUCUUGACUUUGAGAAAGAAAGAAACUUAAAGCCCCACAGUUUGUGUUUGAAAUGAUUUGCUAGGCUUAUGUGAAGAAAGAGGUGCAUAGCAGCUUUGUGUAGAAAGCUGAAAGCUGUUUAGUUCUUUUCAAUCUCUCGUAUGUGCUGUCGAUCAGAGAUUAUACUUCACGUCUAAAAUGAGGAAACGUCUCUUACAGUAUUAUUCUGUGGAUGAAUAUGGGAUGUUUAUAAAAUGAAAACACUUUUUUUGUGGGCAGUCUUAAAUUAUUGGUUUGAAUUAUGUCAGUGCUUCAUUGAAAACGCCUCCCUUUUGUUUGUUUGCUUGUUCUCUAACAGAAAAUUUCAACUUCCAUUUAUAUUUUUUAACAUAAACAUAAAAUUGUAGCCAUGUGUUUUAACCAAGAUGGACAUGUCUGCUGUUUUGGACAGUUUGAUUGGUAACAUUUUACAAUGAGGUUCAGGUUGUUGGCAUUAGGUAUCAUGAAAUAACAAUAAACUAUACUUUUACAGCAUUUAUUAAUCUCGAUAAAUGUUCAUUUCUGCAUAUACUAAUGCAUUUGAACAUUUAUUUACUAACAACGAACAACAGGAAAUAAGUUGACCUGGAAUAAAAAUAGCUCUUUUUGUUUGAUUCAACCUGCAUUGACUAACGUUAUCGUAAAGUGUUACUGUUUUAUUAAAAACAGGUUGCAUGUGAGAAAUCUGAACGCUAUUUGAAAUAUCUUGUGGAAAAACAACCUAUGCACCUGUAAACUUCCUCCAUAAUACUGCCAACAGUUCCUCUCAUUUCUCGCUACGACAUCCAGCUCUAGCUGAGAAAUCAUUUAUGAGAUGAAUUGCCAAACUGUUCUUCUUCAGGCACGCACUGUAUUAUAAAUUUUCUGGCGACAUGAACUAUAUCAAGUAUUGUAUUCUUCACAGAAAGCGUCGCUCGAGCACAAGCAUGCCGUUCAACUUCGAUCUGUCACAUGUGACCACAUCAUCCGCUUCCACUUUAUAGCUGUAAAAUGUAAAAAAUGGUCUUCUGUUGUACUGAACAAUGAUGUAAUGACCCUGCACUAUCGCAGAAUGUUUAAUGAGCUUCGAACCACUCCACAUGAUUUUUGCUCCUUGCAUGCAUUUCAUGUAAGCAGCCCGAGAUACUGCGUUGCCUCUACUUGCGUAUAUCCCAUAAUCGCUGAUGUUAUUAGGAAUCUAUGUAGAUAGUAGUGGAAAAGAGCACUACUCAGACGGCGACCCCUGUUUCUUUGUGUUGGAGAUGGAGCCGUGUAACUACCAUUAGAUAUUUAAUGUAUGUUUAUGACUGUAUGGUUAUAUAAGGACUUGAAGAGACUUCAAAAAAAUAAGCAGAGAAGUUCAGAAACCAUGCCUGCAACAUUUUAAUCUGCAUGCUGAGUUUUUACAUGAAUUGGCAACAAGUUUCUGAACGUUUUCUGACUAGGGUGGUUUUGGGAAGGUCGGGAGAGUUUGGAUAUGGGAUAAGCUGCUUGUUACGGUUUUGGUGUUGUGAUGAGAGGGGAAGUGAGUGUUCAGCGGACAGGAAGAGGGAAAGAAAGUCAGUCUGUCCUUUGGUUUAAAUGUCUCACUCUAUAGCACACCUGCGACAUGGUUCUGGGUGCAGUUUGCCAUCCUGUUGACAUUGACUCCAUACACCAUUUUUGCAGUUGUACAUUUUAGCUUGGGAACUGUGGUUGUCAAUAUUGUUCGUGUGUUUUAUUAAUAACUGGUUUACAAUGAUUAUUGUUGAUGUACAUGUGAAUUUGGAAAUAAAGGAUAUUAAGCUAA
Molecule: messenger RNA, 3827 nt
Organism: Sinocyclocheilus rhinocerous
Lineage: Eukaryota; Metazoa; Chordata; Actinopteri; Cypriniformes; Cyprinidae
Product: microtubule-associated protein tau-like
Exons: 13
Coding region: 117-1511 (464 amino acids)
Biological process (GO): microtubule cytoskeleton organization; neuron projection development
Cellular component (GO): neuron projection
Molecular function (GO): microtubule binding
Source: RefSeq, a predicted model, not a curated record